AUGUCAGAGGAGGAAGAUUACUACCUCUAUAAAAAUGUGUCAAGUGUGGGUCCGUGGGACGGGCCGCAGUAUCACAUUGCACCCAAGUGGGCAUUUAACCUGCAGGCAGUCUUCAUGGGAUUGGUAUUUCUCUUUGGGAUGCCCCUGAACACCAUUGUGCUUAUAGUGACGGUGAAGUACAAGAAGCUGCGCCAACCUCUUAACUACAUUCUGGUGAACAUCUCCCUGGCCGGGUUCCUCAUCUGCUGGUUCUCCAUCUUUCCUGUUUUUGUGUCCAGCACCCAAGGCUACUUUGUGUUUGGGAAAUUGGUCUGCUCCUUCGAGGCUUUCAUGGGGUCUGUAGCAGGUAUGGUAAACGGCUGGUCUCUGGCAUUUCUUGCUUUUGAAAGAUACAUUGUCAUCUGCAAACCAGUGGGGAGUUUCCGCUUCACCUCUAAACACGCCCUGUUGGUGGUGUUGUGCACCUGGAUUAUUGGUAUUGGGGUGUCGAUUCCCCCCUUCCUUGGCUGGAGCAGGUACAUAGCAGAAGGAUUGCAGUGCUCCUGCGGUCCAGACUGGUACACUGUUGGCUCCAAGUAUCGAAGUGAAUAUUACACCUGGUUCCUCUUUGUUUUCUGCUUUAUCAUCCCACUGACUCUGAUCUGCUUCUCAUAUGGCAAGCUCCUGGGUGCCAUACGGGCAGUGGCAGCACAGCAGCAGGAAUCCGCCACCACCCAGAAGGCCGAGCGUGAGGUAUCGCGCAUGGUGAUUGCCAUGAUUGGCUCCUACUGUACGUGUUAUGUGCCGUAUGCUGCCAUGGCUAUGUAUAUGGUGAAUAAUCGCAACCAUGAAAUGGACCUGCGACUUGUCACCAUACCGGCCUUCUUCUCCAAGAGCGCCUGUGUGUACAACCCCAUAAUAUAUUGCUUCAUGAACAAGCAGUUCCGAGGGUGCAUCCUGGAGACUGUGUGUGGCAGACCUAUUACAGAUGACUCAGAAACAUCCACCAGCCAGCGGACAGAGGUGUCAACAACGUCCCCCAGUCAAGUUAGCCCGUCAAGCUAA
Bombina bombina (fire-bellied toad) is the source of this 1044-nucleotide messenger RNA. It is a transcript of the gene OPN1SW, whose product is annotated as opsin 1, short wave sensitive. Gene Ontology annotation, cellular component: photoreceptor outer segment; membrane. Gene Ontology annotation, biological process: phototransduction; visual perception; G protein-coupled receptor signaling pathway. The record is from RefSeq and is a predicted model, not a curated record. The transcript is spliced from 5 exons. Lineage: Eukaryota; Metazoa; Chordata; Amphibia; Anura; Bombinatoridae. Gene Ontology annotation, molecular function: G protein-coupled receptor activity. The coding region runs from base 1 to 1044 and encodes 347 amino acids.